AUGGUUGCGCCUAGGGACACGGCUUUUGCCGAAGAAAGUGCUGAAGUGGAGGUGCUGUACGCCAACCUUGAGAAGCUCAAGCGCCUCACAAAGAAGAUCCAAGGGUCGCUCGUACGCCUCGAAACGGGCGGAAAUGUCGUCAAGCAUGCAAUCGGACCUAUAUAUAGCAACACACAAUCGCUUCAGAUAACGAAUAAUAACAUCGACCGGGUUAUUGAAGCCAUCGAACGCCUCCGGCAGCCACUGGAUGCGAAGAAUCGAGAAGAAGGGGUCAUUCGGGCUGGGCCGCAGCCGAACAACUUGCCGCAGUAUCUGGCGGCAAUGAGAGGUGUGAACGAUGCGUUGAUGGACCUCACCUCCACGAAUUUGAAAUCAAAUCAGAAGGCUAUCAGCGAGUUCACGUCUCUAUUGGGUAUUGGCAACUCCAAGUUACAAGAUCUGCUGCGACUGAAACUGGGCGAGCAUGUCAGCCCGAUUGAGCCGCUGCACUAUUUGACCAAGGACCUUCCAUUCCCAACGAUCCCGGAAGACAGGAUUGCGGAAAUUGCACCUAUCUGUGCAGCGAUAAAUUCGGCAGCAGUACAUGUCCCGCAUCGUGGCGAAGGUGGCAGCCCUGCCCUUAAGAUCUACGCUGAUGUUAGAGGCCCGUAUAUUAGCACGAGCGCGCAAAACCUGGCCAUCGCAUCUCUCAAUACUCUGAAGCGAAGAGUAGAUGACGAGUCGCCAUAUAAGCAAGGUACUAAUGGUAUCGGAACCUACUCCGAUGCCUUGGAGAACUUCAUAUACGCCGAAUGGGAGGCCAUUAAGCGAAUUUUUACGGGAGACCAUCGGGGACUGGCUUUGCAAAUGACGUGCCGCUCUGCGAUCGCGGAAUAUUCAAAAACUAUACGGGAACUAAACGAUUAUAUUCGUACGAACCUCCUCACCGACUGCUUUUUAGCUUUCGAGAUCAUCGACAUCGUCACAGCCAAGUCUUACGAUAUAGAGUUAAAGACGGGCGAACUCAAGAGUUUGUUCCUGGAGGCAUUGAGGCCUGUCCGGGAGACCGCCAAAUAUUCUCUGGCGGAGCUUUUGGAAGAGACAAAACGUAGGGCACAGGCUAUUCCCAUGCUUCCACCAAAUGGCGCUCCCACCCCUCUUGUCGAUAAGGUUAUGCGCUCCCUUAUCGAGCUUACAGGGUACCAGAAGCCUCUGGCUUCUAUCUUAACUUCGCUAGGAGACGGAAAUUGGCGUUCAACCUCAGCAUCAUCAAUGAAUACUCCUUUGGAUGUCAAUCCAGACAGUGAUGUGCUGUUUUCACAUUUCAUUCUCGAUGUGAUAGAAACGCUGCUGAUUGCUUUGGAGGCUCGGGCUCGCCAAUUGCACCGGACAAAAGCUGCUCAGGGUGUCUUUCUUUCAAACGUCUUCUGCCUUGUGGACCGCGCUAUACGCUCAAGCCCAGAACUUGCAAGAUUCCUCGGUUCUCCAGAUAGCGUUUCUAGGAUCGACACGUUCCGCAAGCGCGCAACGUCAACAUACCUGGAUGCUUGGAAGGAGACGUCGCAUUACCUGCUCGACGUCCAGUACACGUCUCACACUAGGGGUGGCAGUCGACCUCAAUCGGGUGGCGCUGUCGAUUCUAGCGCGAUUGUCAAGUCGUUGUCAUCCCGUGACAAGGACGCAAUUAAGGACAAGUUCAAAGCCUUCAAUGCAAGCUUCGACGACCUCGUGGCGCGUCACAAGUCUUUUUAUAUGGAGCGGGAAGUACGGAGUGUGCUCGCUCGCGAGGUGCAAGCGGUGCUCGAGCCGCUAUAUGCACGGUUCUAUGAUCGGUAUCACGAACUCGAUAAAGGCCGUGGCAAAUAUACGAAGUAUGACAAGGGCAGUCUAUCUGCGCAGCUUGCAUCGUUGCAAUGA
This is a messenger RNA of Aspergillus nidulans FGSC A4, 1896 nucleotides long. Its product is annotated as protein exo70. Gene Ontology annotation, biological process: exocytosis. The record is from RefSeq and is a predicted model, not a curated record. Gene Ontology annotation, cellular component: exocyst; cellular bud; cellular bud neck. NCBI's taxonomy places the organism in Eukaryota, Fungi, Ascomycota, Eurotiomycetes, Eurotiales, Aspergillaceae. Gene Ontology annotation, molecular function: phosphatidylinositol-4,5-bisphosphate binding. The coding region runs from base 1 to 1896 and encodes 631 amino acids. The transcript is spliced from 3 exons.